UGUACGAUGUCGCAUACAUGAAGUACAACCCUAAGGUUAUGAAACCAAAAAAACAAGCGUGCUUCUAACUUUGAAAUAGCUUUCCAAGAUCAGUAAAGCCGAUAAGCUAAAGAUAUUUCUAACGAUGAAGAAGAAAGGUGCCAAGCGUGUCUUGCGAUCGAUAGCUAGGGAAACAACGGAGGAAAAGGCCGAAAUCGAGGCCAAGAAUAAACAAGAGAUUGAAUCAGCACAACGUGACGAGGAUGGUGAAUUCGAAAACAGAGAAAGAUGCUCUGAUUCGGAGAGUGAAGCUCCUAAAUCGCCGCAAAGUGACGAUGAUGGCGAAUUCGAAAACAGAGAAGAGGGAUCAGAUUCGGAGAGUGAAGCUCCCGAUGUAGUCUCUUGGAGUGCUAGCAAAGAGCAUGCGAUCCACGAGAGGCAAAUUGAACAAAACAUUGUGGCAGAAACAAAGCUAAGAGAAAAACAAAUACGUAAGGAACGAGAAGAAAAAUUAAAGCUCCAAAAACAAUCCCGUUCAUCAAAUCAGAAGUAUUCUAGACUCCCUGACCAUAUACUAGAGAGAAUUGCCAAGAAACAAAAAUUAGCUGACAAAGAGAAAGAACUGGCUGGCAAUAGCCAGGGUGAUUUUGUUGGCAGUAAUGUAGAGGGAGUUAAGAAAAAAUCUCAGCACAUCACGUUUGAUAGCGACUCAGAAGAAGAGGGGGGCCCUUCUUCUGUUGAUGAACCCAGCGGUGUCCAGGUUCAACUUUUGAAUGAUCAACGAAACAAGAAAAAAAUGAAAGUUCUAGAUUCUGCAACAGACUUUCUCAAUCAACACUUCUAUGGUGGACGACUAAAUAGGGUGGACUCUCUAAAGGACGAAACUUUGAAAAGAAAAGGCAAGCUGAGAGGGCCUGCUUUGAAGUUUUUGAAGUCUAAGUGAACAUGUUAUACCCUUUUAAGUUUAUUGAGAUAAUAUACUCUACUUCAAGGUAAUACAAAAACAUGCUACCUAUCAAGCACAAUAACUAACUUUAUAUGGCAUGACAAAAUAAAUAUAGGGUUAAACAUA
Nematostella vectensis (starlet sea anemone) is the source of this 1051-nucleotide messenger RNA. Its product is annotated as fibrous sheath-interacting protein 1. Bases 125 to 922 code for a protein of 265 amino acids. NCBI's taxonomy places the organism in Eukaryota, Metazoa, Cnidaria, Anthozoa, Actiniaria, Edwardsiidae. The transcript has a single exon. The record is from RefSeq and is a predicted model, not a curated record.